AUGAGGUCGAACUGCUCCGCUGGGGUCUUGCGGAAGUCGUGCAUCGUGGUCUCAACAACGGCCGAAAUGGUGGCUGCAGCUGCCUCGUCGAGGCCGCCGCUUCUGCUACUGCUGUUGACGCCGCAGAUGUCCAACAAGUCUAAACAGGCAUCGAGAAGGCGCUCGUUAUGUAGUGAUGCAUCGCGGUGCGCCUUCUCCACGAUGCGCUGGUGCUGCACCGUGUUCGGGCUCAGCGCAGGCUUCUUGUCGUCGCCGCUCCCCUCGCGAGGCGAGAAGGGAUUCCAGAAGCAUCGCCUACUGCAGCUGUUGAUGCUGCAACGGCUGUGA
Messenger RNA from Trypanosoma grayi, 327 nucleotides. RefSeq lists its product as hypothetical. The record is from RefSeq and is a predicted model, not a curated record. The coding region runs from base 1 to 327 and encodes 108 amino acids. The transcript has a single exon. Lineage: Eukaryota; Euglenozoa; Kinetoplastea; Trypanosomatida; Trypanosomatidae.